Molecule: messenger RNA, 1383 nt
Organism: Cantharellus anzutake
Lineage: Eukaryota; Fungi; Basidiomycota; Agaricomycetes; Cantharellales; Hydnaceae
Exons: 4
Coding region: 1-1383 (460 amino acids)
Source: RefSeq, a predicted model, not a curated record
AUGACUCCGGAGGUGAAGAGGGUGGAGGUCCGGAAGUCGGGUCGGGGUCGGUUUGCUGAUGUGGGUUCAAACAUCGUCAAUGUCCGCUUACAAAGUGGAGAGGUAACUGAACUAGGAGCGACGGAUGUUGUCUUUGCCGCAGGACCUUGGACAGGCAAACUGGCAAAGAAAUUACUUGGAAGAAAGGCUGGUGCUGCUGGUGACAUUGUAUCUAGGCAAGUCUCUUCUCAAAAAUAUUUUGUGACACUGUUGCUGACAUCCACAACCAGCAAUCUGUCAACAUCAAUAGUUCUCUCACCACCAUCAUCUCAUAGAUUUUCGCCACAUGCGCUAUUUUGCACGCUUGUGCUUCCAAACGGCCAAAUUGCACAGCCAGAAUUCUACCCUCGCCCCGACAAUACGCUCUACGUAUGUGGUGCGGGGCUCACAGACAAGACUCCACUCCCUCUCAGCUGCGCAGACAUCAAGUAUAACAGCGAAGGCGAAGAGCGACUGAAAGAACGUGUUCGACAAGUGGUCAAGGAUGAGUGGAUCGAGGGUGCAUUUGACCGCUCAGAUUUUAUCGUUCAGGCCUGCUACAGGCCUGACUCGAGUAAGACCGGUGCCCCGAUCAUCGGUAAGUUGAGAGCUUUCUUAGCAGCUGGGCCAUUGUUCAUGACACCUGAGAAGCUCUUUUGUCGACCGUGCUACUCUUAUCUGUCCCGAACAUCACAUUCGGCCAUUGGCACGCAUCCAACACCUCGAAUAGCUCGACAUUUUCACGCGUUUAGGGGAGGUCAAAACCUCUCAGCACGCUUCUCUCAUAUGCCAUGCCCUUCGCAAACGGAAGAAUCGUCAAUAGAUGUGGGAGUUUCGAAGCUUAGUGACCAAGGAUUGGCCAACGAAAGUACGAAGGCUGCUGCGUCAAGGCUAGUUAGAGGUGGUCAGGAGUACACGUCAUUCCAUGGUGUCAAAGUUCCGAAGAAGCCAACCCCUCCUACUGCGGACGAAUGUUGGCAAGUACUGGUUUCCGUUAUCCGUGUUUGUACCCUAAUUACUCUUGUUCCCAAAAGCAUGUCAGGCUGCGCUGUAUGCGUAUACGACAUCUACAUGGACGCAAAGAAGUCUUUCCGUAUUAGCCUCAUCUCGGCACUCGCUAAACUCGAGUCUUUACCGCAGUCACAGGCAUGGCAGGAACAUGAAUGGCCCGAUGGACUCCGCAAACUUCGUGAGCAGCGGAGAAAGACCAAAGAACGGACGAAGAUGUCUUCUAUGGUGGGAGGAGGCUCCGAAAAGCUCACCGUUCCGCUGAUCGACGAUCUGGAAGAUGCACAAGAGACGGCGAUUGAUGCGAGCAUGAAGGCCUUUGCAGCUCUAGAAAGGAGCCUGAAACACAAGGGAUAA